GACCAGAUUCCUGGUUGUGAGUAGAAUUUGCAGAGAGUGAAGUAAAGCAAGGGCUGAGCUGAAGGACGGUGGGUUUGGGGGUGGAACGAUGGUGAACAGAACCCAGUUGGAGGAUUGCAUCGAGUCCAGGGAGGGUGACUGUUCAAGGCUAGCACAAUGAAUACAAGCCCGGGCACAGUUGGCAGUGACCCUGUCAUCCUGGCCACUGCUGGUUACGAUCACACUGUCCGCUUCUGGCAAGCACACAGCGGUAUCUGCACUCGAACUGUGCAACAUCAGGAUUCUCAAGUGAAUGCCUUAGAAAUCACCCCAGACCGCAGUAUGAUUGCAGCAGCAGGGUAUCAGCAUAUCCGAAUGUAUGACCUAAAUUCCAACAACCCGAACCCAGUCAUCAAUUAUGAUGGAGUCAGCAAAAACAUCACCUCAGUGGGAUUCCAUGAGGAUGGGCGCUGGAUGUAUACUGGCGGGGAGGACUGCAUGGCACGAAUCUGGGACCUCAGGUCACGUAACCUGCAGUGUCAGAGAAUCUUCCAGGUCAAUGCUCCUAUUAAUUGUGUCUGCCUGCAUCCCAAUCAGGCAGAGCUGAUUGUUGGUGAUCAGAGUGGUGCCAUUCACAUCUGGGACCUGAAAACUGACCACAAUGAGCAGCUAAUUCCAGAGCCAGAUGUUUCAGUCAAUGCAGUUCACAUCGAUCCAGAUGCAAGUUACAUGGCAGCUAUCAAUAGUUCGGGUAAUUGCUAUGUGUGGAAUCUGACAGGUGGAAUUGGUGAUGAUGUCACUCAGCUCAUUCCCAAGACCAAGAUCCCAGCUCACAAACGCUAUGCUCUACGCUGCAAAUUCAGCCCUGAUUCCACACUUCUUGCUACAUGCUCAGCUGAUCAGACCUGUAAAAUAUGGAGGACUUCAAACUUUUCACUGAUGACAGAGCUUAGCAUCAAGAGCAACAAUCCAGGAGAGACAUCACGAGGCUGGAUGUGGGAUUGUGCAUUCUCUGGGGAUUCACAAUAUAUUGUCACAGCCUCUUCAGAUAACCUUGCGCGCCUGUGGUGUGUGGAGACAGGUGAAAUUAAACGGGAGUACAGUGGCCAUCAGAAGGCAGUCGUGUGCCUUGCCUUUAAUGACAGUGUUCUGGGCUGAAGAUUUCCACCCCAUCCCACCUCCAUCCCUCUCUUUGCCCCAUUCCCUUUUCCAUUCCAAGCUCUUUUUGAAAUUAAUUCCCAGCCGAAAUUGUUCUUUGGAAGCCUCUGUGAGAUCAAUCUGAGCUGCUCAAUGCUGGAACAUAUGUACAUGCAUCUUUGGCAGGUUCAACCAUCACAUGACUUGUGAGACAGUAAUUAAUAGCCCAAGAACAUGCGUUCUGAUGCCAAGGUUUUAGUAAAGUCAGUGACAGAUAAAUGAGCUUUUCACCCUGUGUCCACUUGAACUCUGAAGAAAUGUCCAGCAACACUUUUUUAGACCCUUUGCUUCCAAACCUGGACAGUCAGAUGUAUAUUAUGAACUUUCUAAUACCUCUUGAAGUAUUGGUAAGUACAGGUCUAUUGUUGGCGGUAACAAUAUGAAUAUUUUUGAAGGUAUAAAUUAAGGAUAUCCUGUGCAGUGUUAAAGUGUAAGCUCUCUGUUGUUACAUCCUUCUAUGUAGUAACUUUGAUAGAAGAGAAGCUUGUCAACAAUUCUAGAAUCCUAGUGUGAACAAGUUUGCUUUUACUCCAAUUGUAGUGGGAGCCACAAUGGAAGCUGUUUGAUUUGUAGGAAGCGGGCAUAUCUGAUGCCAUCAGCAUAAUCAUCUGACAUUUUGCAUACUGAGACAAUAUGGACAAUGAGUUUACAAUGCAAUCAUAAAUGUUCUGAUCGUUAACCUGAUGCUGAGUAAAAUCAUUAAACCUA
Molecule: messenger RNA, 1884 nt
Organism: Rhincodon typus (whale shark)
Lineage: Eukaryota; Metazoa; Chordata; Chondrichthyes; Orectolobiformes; Rhincodontidae
Gene: mlst8
Product: MTOR associated protein, LST8 homolog (S. cerevisiae)
Exons: 9
Coding region: 157-1137 (326 amino acids)
Biological process (GO): regulation of actin cytoskeleton organization; TOR signaling
Cellular component (GO): TORC2 complex; TORC1 complex
Molecular function (GO): protein binding
Source: RefSeq, a predicted model, not a curated record